Messenger RNA from Coffea eugenioides, 1320 nucleotides. RefSeq lists its product as uncharacterized. The coding region runs from base 122 to 946 and encodes 274 amino acids. Lineage: Eukaryota; Viridiplantae; Streptophyta; Magnoliopsida; Gentianales; Rubiaceae. Gene Ontology annotation, cellular component: plasma membrane. The record is from RefSeq and is a predicted model, not a curated record. The transcript has a single exon.
UCUGAUUCUUUGCCUUUUCAUGAUUCCACCCACGUCCACGACCUCUUCCGGUCUUCCUUGAACAAAGCAUUUCUCUUCAUCACCUUGGGCGUCCCAGCUUUAAUCUUCUCCACAACCGCCCAUGUAUUCUCAGCAUGAGUCCAACCCGCAUUUUCUUCCACAACCACCAUAUCCACAGCAUGAUACCCAUCGCCCUCGUUUCCCCCCCCAGCCACGUCCAUCCAGACAUGACCAGCCGCAACCAGUUACUCCACCCAAAACCAGGCCUCAUGGUAAACACGGAGGCGAAAUGCCCCCACCGCACGAGCCAGAGCAGCAACAAGGGCAGGGCCAACAGCGGCCAUCUCCUCUUCCAGUUCCAGUGAGUACUACAGGCAAGACUAGACCUGUAGCCUGGAUAAUUGCUGCAUUUUGUACUCUGUUUUGGAUCACAGUCAUAGUGGCAGGUCUAGCAGUGCUGAUCAUCUAUCUAGUCUAUCGCCCAAGGCUUCCAAAAUUCGACAUCUCAACGGCAACUCUGAAUGCAGCCUAUCUUGACAUGGGGUAUCUUCUCAAUGCUGAUCUUACCAUACUAGCAAACUUCACCAAUCCAAACAAGAAAGUGAGUGUGGACUUCAGUUAUGCGAUAAUGGAUCUUUAUUAUGAAUCAAACUUACUAGCUACGAGAUAUGUUGAGCCCUUUACGGCACAUAGGGCUCAAUCCAUAUUUGAAGAUAUUCACAUGGUCACAAGUCAAGUUCGGCUUCCCAUUGCCCAAAGUCAAGAUCUGACGAGGCAAAUGAGCAGUGGAAGAGUGAAUUUUGUCGUGAAGGGUCUGUUCAGAGCAAGGUCUAAUUUGGGUCGAGUGCUGAGGUAUUCUUAUUGGCUGUACACCCAUUGCACUAUAACAGUAACUGGUCCUCCCUCGGGUGCAUUGAUAAGCAAAAAGUGCACAACAAAGCGGUAGAAGGAAACUUGACAAAGAGGUGAAAAUUGGUGAGCUGAAGAAUCUAUUUCGUGGGAGAGCCUAGUUUUAGAAACGGCUGAUCUGCUGUUUGUCAUUUUUCACUUUUCGCAUUUUCUUGGUCAUGUUCUGUGUUUCUUAGACUUUGAGACAACUUGGAUUUAUAUUAUUGUCAUCUAAUCCUUUGUUUGAGUAAGAUUCGAUACAAGUUGACAUCUUCUACUGGAACAGCAUGUCAGGAGGGGCUUCUUUCCAACUGCAGUGUCUGUAAUAACUCUAGCUAAUUAGAUCAGGCAUUCCAACAGGAGCAAAUGCUACUGAAAGAUGCCCAAUACAUCCGAUAGUUCGAUUUUCUAUGUAAGAUUUUCUUCUUUCCA